Molecule: messenger RNA, 2676 nt
Organism: Schizosaccharomyces osmophilus
Lineage: Eukaryota; Fungi; Ascomycota; Schizosaccharomycetes; Schizosaccharomycetales; Schizosaccharomycetaceae
Gene: mts4
Product: 19S proteasome regulatory subunit Rpn1/Mts4
Exons: 2
Coding region: 1-2676 (891 amino acids)
Biological process (GO): regulation of protein catabolic process; proteasome-mediated ubiquitin-dependent protein catabolic process
Cellular component (GO): proteasome complex; proteasome regulatory particle, base subcomplex; nucleus
Molecular function (GO): enzyme regulator activity
Source: RefSeq, a predicted model, not a curated record
AUGAAUCCCGAAGACAUCAAUAAGUCUUCAAAAAGUAAUGAUGAGAUGAUAAAAGAUGAAAGCGUAAAAACGCCAUCUUCUAAUGAAAAAGAUCAAGCAAGUUCUGUUAAAGAAAGAAAUGAUGUGGUGGAUUUGUCGGAAGAAGAUUUACAACUUAAAACCGAUUUAGAUAUGCUGGUAGAACGAAUUCAAGAAAAUAAUCUAGACUUAAUGAGUUCCAUUCUUACACAAUUGAAAGAAAUCAUUAGAACCUCUACAUCUUCUAUGACAGCGGUUCCUAAGCCCCUUAAGUUUUUACGACCCCAUUAUUCGACUUUGACAAAGACGUUCGACUCUUGGAGCGAGGGGCCUUUGAAAGUACAAUUUGCUGAUAUCCUUUCCGUUUUAGGAAUGUCAUAUAGUGACCCUAGCAAACGGGAAUCAUUAAAAUAUCGCUUGCAUGGUGUUACUAGUGAUCCUUCUGUCUGGGGUCAUGAAUAUGUGCGACACCUAGCAGCUGAAAUAGGAGCUGAAUUUGUUGAGCGUCAAGAAAAGGAUCUGGCAACUGAUGACCUUAUGGAUCUUGCACUUCUCAUUGUACCUUUCUUUUUGACUCACAAUGCUGAAGCUGAUGCCAUUGAUUUACUACAAGAAUUAGGUGCGAUUGAAAAGGUUACCCCUUACGUUGAGGCUGAUAACGCAUCUCGUGUAUGCUUAUACAUAACGAGUUGUGUAAAUCUGCUCCCAUUUCCUGAAGAUGUGGCCAUGCUUAGAACAGCUCAUGCUAUUUAUCGAAAAUUUAAUCAACUCACACAAGCUCUAAAUGUUGCUAUUCGCCUUGAUGAUAUGUCGUUAAUUCGAGAGGAUUGCGAGGCAGCAAAUGACCCAUUGUUAAAAAAGCAGUUAGCAUACAUUUUAGCAAGACAACGAAUUCCUUUUGAUAUGAAUGACGAAGAGUUAAAUGAUGCUUUGAACAACAUUCAUUUGUCUGAUCACUUUCAUUAUCUUGGAAAAGAACUUAGCCUUAUGGAUCCUAAAGUUCCUGAAGAUAUUUUUAAAAGUCACUUGGAAGUGGCCCGGACGGGCCUUGGCUCAUCUGGUGUUUACUCGGCUAAACAGAAUCUAGCUAAUACCUUAGUUAAUUCUUUUGUUAAUGCUGGAUAUAGUAAUGAUCGACUUGUUUUGGUUGACGAUGAGAAAUCAUCUUGGAUUUAUAAAAACAAAGACUCCGGCAUGAUCAGUGCCACCGCUUCUAUCGGAUUAUUGCAGUUAUGGAACGUUGAUAUGGGGCUUUCUUUACUUGACAAAUAUCUUUACUCUUCGGAGGAAAAUGUCAAAGCAGGAGCUUUAUUGGGAAUUGGUAUAACUAAUGUUGCCGUUCGUAAUGAGGCCGACCCUGCAUUAGCUAUUUUAUCUGAAUAUCUUGAAACAGGAUCUACGAAACUUCGAGCUACUGCUAUUUUAGGAUUAGGUUUGGCGUACGCUGGAUCUAACCGGGAAGAUUUGCUUGAUAUGUUUGCCCCCAUAGUCACUGAUGUGAAAGCACCAAUGCAACUUUCUUGCUUAGCAGCAUUGACAUUAGGAUUAAUCUUCGUCGGUACAUGCAAUGGUGAUGUAGCUAGCACUAUCUUGCAAACUUUAAUGGAGCGUGAUGAAGCUGGGCAAAACGAUAACUGGGGUCGUUUUAUGGCUCUUGGUCUCGCAUUGUUGUUCAUUGGUAAGCAGGAUUUGGCUGAUGCUACCAUCGAGACAUUAAAGGCUAUUGAAGGAGACAUUGCUAGACAAGCAGAAAUUCUGGUUGACGUUUGCUCGUAUGCUGGUACAGGAAACGUCUUACGAAUUCAAAAGUUACUACAUAUUUGCAGUGAACCGCUCAGUGCUGAUGCAAAGGAGAGUGAGAAGAGUGCACAAUCCUUGGCAGCUUUGGGUGUUGCAGUUAUUGCAAUGGGCGAGGACAUUGGUGCUGAAAUGGUUACUAGGCAAUUUGAUCACAUGAUGCAUUAUGGCGAACCGUUUAUAAGAAAAGCAGUUCCUUUGGCACUUGGCUUACUUUCCGCUUCAAAUCCCGAAAUGAGAAUUUUUGAUACUCUUUCUCGAUAUAGUCAUGACAACGAUCUCGAUGUCGCCUAUAACGCAAUUUUUGCUAUGGGUCUCGUUGGUGCCGGUACAAAUAAUGCUCGUUUAGCCCAAUUACUUCGACAAUUGGCUAGCUACUAUCACAAGGAAUCUAAUGCACUGUUCAUUGUACGCAUUGCCCAAGGGUUGCUUUACCUUGGUAAAGGAACCAUGUCGUUGAAUCCAUAUCACACUGAUCGUCAAAUUCUGGGUCAGACAGCCUUUGCUGGUCUCAUGACAGUUGCACUCGCAAUGCUAGAUGCAAGCUCAUUAAUCCUUGAUUCCUCACACUGGCUUCUGUAUAGUAUGACUUUGGCCAUGAGACCACGGAUGCUUAUUACACUUGGUGAGGACGGACAGUAUCUUCCAGUCAGCGUACGCGUUGGUCAAGCAGUUGAUGUUGUUGGACAAGCUGGACGUCCAAAGGUGAUAACGGGUUGGGUUACUCAUACAACGCCUGUGUUAUUACAUCACAAUGAGAGAGCAGAGCUCGCGACCGAAGCUUACACACCAAUGACCACCCUAGAAGGGAUUGUGAUUUUGAAAAAAAAUAAUAUCGAGGACAUUGAAAUGACUGCUUAG